AUGUCAUCAUUGAAAGACAUUGAACAACGUGAGAAGAUUGAAGCAUUUGCUACUGCAAUAAUUCAUUGGCUUUCAGAAUUUCCCCGUUCACCAAUAGGUUCAGAAACCACAGUUGAAGAAUUAGUACAACCAUCUACAUUGUAUAGAAUAUUCAAAAUAUUAUUUUUAAGAGAAGAUAUGGAAACAUUACAGAAUGAUAAAUGGUUUCUUGAAAAUCAAUCAGUUACAGGCACUUCUAUUUUACAUAUUCAUGAAUAUACUAUGAAACAAGUUGAAAUUUUAGAUGAAUUGUUGGAUUCUCAUUUACGGGCAAAAGUUGAUUUGAAUUUGACACCCCAUUUGAAUUUAUACAAGUUGAUUAUAUUCCAGGAUCAUUAUGAAUUAAAAAAGAUUUGUCAGAUAUUGUUCAAAAUAGGCACUUUUACAUCAAGAUUAUCUACAAAUGGUUUGGCAUAUUUUGAAUUCUUGACUGAUGUUGAUAAAAAUUCAAUAAAUCAAUUCAAGGAGAAGAUACUCUCAAUACCAACAGAUAAAAGAAAAAAGAACAAAUAUCCUGGAUUAAGAGAAAAGACUAUGCCGCCAGUUGAAACCAAUUCUGAUUAUGAAUCUACAGAGAAUAGAGUCGGCACUGGUAUUGGAGUUGCUGGUGGAAGUGGGAGUGGAAGUGGGAGUGGGAGUUGCUAUUAUAUUGAUGAAGAGGAAUGGGAUGCACUUAAUUGGGAAAAUUCUAUAUUUGAAAAUUUGAUUUAUAAAUUAGCUAGAGAAAUGAACAACUAA
Molecule: messenger RNA, 777 nt
Organism: Candida tropicalis MYA-3404
Lineage: Eukaryota; Fungi; Ascomycota; Pichiomycetes; Serinales; Debaryomycetaceae
Exons: 1
Coding region: 1-777 (258 amino acids)
Source: RefSeq, a predicted model, not a curated record